Molecule: messenger RNA, 2168 nt
Organism: Lactuca sativa (garden lettuce)
Lineage: Eukaryota; Viridiplantae; Streptophyta; Magnoliopsida; Asterales; Asteraceae
Product: protein VAPYRIN-LIKE
Molecular function (GO): protein binding
Source: RefSeq, a predicted model, not a curated record
GUCCUCCAUCAAUGUUACUUUCUUGUAUCACGAACCUUGUCCCUUCUGUUUCUGUAUUUGACAACACUUUAUCAAUCAAUCAAUUGAACUAUUUUUUCAUCAUACAAGUUCUACGGAAGCUCCAAUAUUAUUCAAUCAUGGGGCCACAAAUCGAAAAUGGUCCCAACAAUUACGUGAAUCUGGACUACAUUUUUCAGAUAUGUUAUCUUCUUCGAUCCAGCAGAGUGUGAUGCUUCCAAGAUGGAGAAGUUGGUGGAAGUGUCGGACCAGGUGGUAUGCAUCGACUUCGUGCUCGGAACCAAAUGCAGAGCCACCGUCCGCCUCAGAUCUCUCAGCGCUACCACCUCAAUCGCCUUCAAAAUCCAAACCUCAUCUCCUCACAAGUUCCUGGUCAAUCCACCGAGUGGACUCAUCUCUCCUCUCUCUCAAUCCACCUUCCAAAUAAUCCUCAGACCGCAACCGAAAAUUCCUUCUACUUUCCCUCGCUCCGCCUCCGACCGCUUCCUCAUCCGCACCUCCCUAGUCGAAUCCUCCGUGUCGACCAACCCGGACACCAUCACCUCCUGGACGCAUGACAUUAAACUGAAAGUCGCCUUCGUCGGUCCGUUCCUGCUCCGGCAUGCGGUGAAUAUCGGUGACUGCGACGCUGUGAGGAGUAUGUUAAAGUUUCAGAGGACGCUUUUAACCGAGUUAUCGACUCGUGAGGCUGAAUCGCUCCACCGUGUGGCUGUCAGGUUGGAUAAUUCUGUUGAGAUGGUGAGUUUGCUGCUGGAGGUCGGGUUGAAAAUUGAUUCAACAACUCGGAUUUUAGAAGACGUGGAAGAAUCUAGAUGGACGGAGAAAGGGUGGUCGGAAUUACACGUGGCGGCGGCGUUUGAUCGGACAGAUGAGGUUUCGAGAUUGAUUAAAAUGGGAAACCGUAGGGGGUUGGAUUGCAAAGAUAAAGAAGGAAAGACACCGUUGUAUUUAGCGGCGAGCAAAGGGUAUGAGAGGUGUGUUAAACUGUUGGCGGGUGCAGGUGCUACCGUGGACGCUAGACGUAUUGAUGGUUGGACGGCGUUGUACAGAGCAGCAGCGAAAGGUGACCGUCGGAUGGUAAAAGUGUUGGUCGAACUUGGUGCAGAUCCUUCGAUCGUCGCCGAUAAUCGGAAUCGUUCCGCCAUUGAUGUAGCACGAGAUGAGGGACAUAAAGAAGUGGUCGAAACCCUAGAACGAGGGGAAGAGGUGUUAAACGCCGCACGCCGGGGAGAUCUGGGGCGCCUAGAAUUUCUGUUGGAGACAGAUGCGAGUGUGGAUUUUCGAGAUCAGUAUGGUUUGACUGCGAUUCACAUGGCAGCCAUUAAAGGCUACAAAGAUGUGGUGAUGUUGCUGGUUGAGUUUGGUUCUGAUCUGGAAUGCACGGAUGCGGAAGGGCGGACGCCGCUGCAUAUGGCGGUGGUUGGCGGCGACAAAGAUACGGUGGAGGUGCUGGUAAUCAGAGGAGCAAACGUGAAUGCCAAGUGUAAUAGAGAUGUAACGCCAUUACAAGUUGCUGAAGCAAUGGGGAAUGAAAGUCUAACACAGUGUCUCCUUCUCCAUCAAGCUACUUGUUGAUAUUUCAUCAUUUGGCUUUUAACUCUUUGCCCAACCUCAAAAUCUGUUCAACGUUUAAAAUCAUUCCCACAACGUUUAAAAUGAAAUUUAAACAUUUUAUUCUUUCUUUUCAAAUCUCCUCCCAAAUCUGGAGAAAAGUUAGGAGGGAAAGUUUUCUGUCCAUUUCCUUUCACUUUCUCUAUUCUCUCUUGUUUUCCUCUUAUUUCCUCCCAUUUCCUUUCUUUUCUCUCUUUAAGUUGAACUCAGGAGCAGGGUGUAAGGAAGAAGAUGCUUUCUUUUAUUUUAUUCCCUCAUUAAAAGAAACUCAAAAAACACAAUUAACCAUUUUUCACAAUUUAUGACAAAAUAACUAAAUAUUUUGCUUGGACCGUAAACCGGAACUGAAUGAACACUGAAUGAAUGUUCAAUGAAUCAUUUGGCUGGGAGUUUGUUUAUUUAAUAAAUGAAUGAACAUGAAUAAAAUUAUUUUUUGGUUUGGUUAAACGAACAUGAACAUUGGUGUUGUUCGUUCCUUUAUGUUUGUAGUUAUCGUAUGAUUUGCUAUAAUACAUGUAUAUAUGUAUGGUUUUUUUACA